This is a messenger RNA of Effrenium voratum, 1053 nucleotides long. NCBI's taxonomy places the organism in Eukaryota, Dinophyceae, Suessiales, Symbiodiniaceae. The record is from the annotation of a GenBank genome assembly.
AUGCGCCUGUUUCCUUUCCUAAUUCUGACGUCACUCUCCUUGUCCUCGGCAUCGGCGGAGAUCAUUCGCUCAACCGAAAAGUGGCAGGUCAAACCCGACUUUGAAAAAAGCAGCAAUGCGCGUGAGUCGAUCAGCGGGGCUGACUGCGUUCCAGACGGAGGUUUGUGUCUGGCAGCCAAUGACGAAAGGAAUUAUGCGCAGUUUUUCAAGCUGAAGAAAAACAGGCUCGACCCGGACAAGAAAGGCGUUAUCCGGCUGCUGCCGAAAAAGGUCGACGGCAAGAAAAUGGGCGAGAUCGAUGCGGAAGGUGUGGUCUUUGUGCCUUCCAGUGACGGCAAAGCACCGUCCUAUUUCUAUGUUACCGGUUCGCACGGGCUUUCCCGAGGCGGUGAGUUCCAGCAGUCUCGCUUCACACUGUUCCGGUUUCCGGUCAAGACCAGGUCCGGCAAGCCGACUUUCAAGUACAACGACAAGAAGGUGGCACCGGAAGUCGAGCGAACCAUGCUCCUGGCCGAAACGAUCAGGUCCAAUCCCGAUCUUGCGCCUUAUGCAGACCAGAGGCUGGACAGAAAUGGUGUGACCAUCGAGGGGAUUUCGGAGCUGGACGGCGACAUGCUGUUCGGUCUCAGAAGUCCCUGUCUUGCCAAUCACGCCCUGUUCCUGCGGGUGCCCUCCGAAGAGCUGUUCAUGGAGACACCGCCCACAUCAACAACUGCCAGGGUCAAGCUGGGCGACAAUGUCGGCGUGAGAGACCUGACCCGUGUAAAAGACGGCCUUCUCAUUCUGGCAGGAAGAAGUGACGACCGCCGCGGAUCUGAAGAUUUCACUUGCGGCGAAGAACGCGCCCCACCUUCACCGUCGCCGUCUCUCUGGUUCUGGAGCGGAAAAUCAGGCGAUGAGGCACAGCCUCUGGGCGCGCUUCCGGGCGUCGAUGUAAAUGCGAGUGCAGAGACACUGCUCGUGCUUGAAGAAACCGACACGACUUAUCGCGUACUAGUGCUGUUCGACGGCGAGAAAAACGGGGCACCGGUCGAGUUCAUUAUCGGCAGAUAG